Molecule: messenger RNA, 1893 nt
Organism: Haliotis rubra (blacklip abalone)
Lineage: Eukaryota; Metazoa; Mollusca; Gastropoda; Lepetellida; Haliotidae
Product: cardiolipin synthase (CMP-forming)-like
Biological process (GO): cardiolipin biosynthetic process
Cellular component (GO): mitochondrion; membrane
Molecular function (GO): cardiolipin synthase activity
Source: RefSeq, a predicted model, not a curated record
UCAAAAUGUCUGCGCCCUUGAGGCGUGUAUUUCCAAAACAUGUAGAUAAUAUUCGUGGUUUUAUGUGUGACAUGUCCAUGUCAUCUCUUUUGCCUUUUUGUAGUCGAUGCUCUGAACGGGUGUAUUCAUCACUGGGUCUUAGACGAUGUAAAAUACCCAAAUUGUGUACACGUACAGGACGUUUGAAGUUCGAAUCCUUCGCAAACAGUCGGAAUGCAAGUGUAUUUCACGAUGACCGUGGCCUGUAUAGACACGCAAAACAGCAGUAUGGAAGUAAACGGAACCAUGUUUCGACCUCCAACACAGUCAUACAGAUUCAGAGAGCUAAUCUUAGUGCUAAGAGAAGCUUUGGAACAUUUAUGUGUCGUAGAAAAGAGAAAGCUGUAUCCGUGAUAUCGACCGAUCUUCAAAAACAGUCGGGCACCGACUGUAGAAUACUGAAAGUGGAUGUUUGGUGUAAAAACAUAAACAGUGGUCCUAGAAAACAAGUGAAAGAAGCAACCACCUCUUCACCGACAGAGAACAUUUACACAAUUCCAAACUUGCUGACAGUGGGACGGAUGUUAUCGGCACCGUUUCUUGGAUACAUGGUGAUGAGUGAGAACUUUCAGUGGGCACUAGGACUUUUUGCUUUCGCUGGCGUAAGUGAUUUGUUGGAUGGUUACAUCGCCAGAAACUUCAAGAAUCAAAACUCUAUCCUAGGUUCUGCCCUGGAUCCCAUGGCUGACAAGAUACUUGUCAGUGUUCUGGUGCUGACACUCACAUCAGUCAACCUAAUACCAUUGCCUCUUACAGCAUUAAUAGUAGGGAGAGAUGUGGCUCUCAUUGCUGCAGCCUUCUACCUUAGAUACAUCACACUGCCUCCUCCGAAAACGCUAUCCAGGUAUUUUGACGUCACACUAGUUUCAGCAAAGUUGGAACCAUUUUUGAUUAGCAAGUGGAACACAGCAUUUCAGCUCUCUCUAGUGGCCUUCACCUUGGCUGCUCCUGUCUUCAACUAUGUCGAUCAUCCACUGUUGCAGGGACUAUGGUAUUUAACAGGGUCCACAACAUUCAUCUCGGGUGCGUUGUACGUGGUGUACUGGAGAGACAGUGUCAAGGUACUCAACCAGGUCAAGAAGUGAGGUGCAUUGUGGGUACAAGUUGUAUCGUGGAGAACAUGAUGGCGCCAACUGUGUGGGAAUGAUAACAUAGUGAUGGUAUGCUGUCAUACCCACAAUUGUGACGACAUCCUGAUGACAUUGUACAUCAGUCAUUCUGCAGAAGACAUUGAUAUAAUGCAUGUUUUCAUGCUACCAAUGAUAACUUAAUUAGCACCACACAAUUUUCAUGUUCAUAACGCCCAUCUUUAUACAAUGAAAAACUUUUGUUUGUGAUAUUUACAUUUAUCAACAAGUAUUAUAAAGUACAUCACAAUGAGAGUGAAAUAUGUAACAGCUGAGAACAGAAAUAUUAAUGCAUGAAGUGCGUGGGCUAAGAUCUGUAUCAUGUGUAUCUGUUCAAGCAUCACCAUCCUAGACAGUAUCAGAUAACCAUCCUCUUAGCUUCAGAUUAUGUACUGAUGACAUGGUGCUACAGGUCGUCUGAUGUCAUUGAGGCAGCAUGUGGAUCAUGAUGUCAUGAUGGUGACAUGCUCGUGACAUGCGGUCAGGCAGUGGUCAUAGUGAACAUAUUGUUUUGUGUCAAUCAGGAUUGGCCAUCUUUGUUGAGACAGUUUCUCUCUUACCUGUUGAUAUGGACAUGGGUUGAUCAUCAAGAGGUGUGCUUGUGUGUUAAUAGGGAGAAUUAUGAAGAUGACUGCUAGCUAUUGUUAUAGACUGUGUAACAUAAUGUGCUCAUUUCUAUUGCUAGUAUGAAUAAAUUGUAUUCAUUUGAAUUGUGGAAUUUCACAAA